AUGAAACGAGGUUAUCAGCAAUCUUCCCCCUCGGGCUCUCAUGGACCCCCUCAAUCCAAACCCAGAUAUAACCCUGAAGGGGAUGCAUAUUUUUUGGAGGAUGAAAGCACUAAGAUUUUUGCGAGGAAGGUGGCUGAUCAUUACAGUGCAAGGACCAAUCAGACGCUAGAAGAGCGAGAAGCAAGCCCUAUAAUUCAUUUGAAGAAACUCAACAACUGGGUAAAGAGUGUUUUAAUUCAGUUAUAUGCCAAAAAAGGAGAUGCAGUUCUUGAUCUCGCUUGUGGGAAGGGUGGUGAUCUUAUCAAAUGGGAUAAAGCAAAGAUCAGUUAUUAUGUCGGCAUUGAUAUAUCAGAUGGCUCGAUAGAGGACUGUCGAACUCGUUAUAAUGGUGAUGCUGACCAUCAUCAGCGUCGAAAAAAGUUCUCAUUUCCUGCCAGACUCCUGUGUGGAGAUUGUUUUGAGGUACGCUUGGAUAGAGCUUUGGCAGAUGAUGCUCCCUUCGACAUUUGUAGCUGCCAGUUUGCCUUGCAUUAUUCAUGGUCUACUGAGGCACGUGCGAGGCGGGCAUUGGCCAAUGUAUCAGCUUUACUUCGACCAGGAGGCAUCUUUAUUGGAACUAUGCCAGAUUCCAAUGUUAUCAUCAAAAAGCUUAGAGAAGCUGAGGGUUUGGCGUUUGGUAACAGUGUGUACUGGAUAAGGUUUGGGGAAGAAUUUACGGAGAAGAAAUUUAAGUCUUCAAAUCCUUUCGGCAUCCAGUACAGUUUCCACCUAGAGGAUGCUGUUGAUUGUCCUGAAUGGAUUGUUCCCUUUCCUGUCUUCAAAUCAUUAGCAGAAGAGUAUGAUUUGGAGCUGGUUUUUGUAAAAAACUUCCAUUUGUUUGUGGAUGAAUACUUGAAGAAACCAGAAUUUGUUGAGCUCAUGCGGAGGCUUGGUGCAUUGGGUGAUGGUAACCAAGACCAGAGUACUCUGUCACCGGAUGAAUGGGAGGUAGCCUACUUAUAUUUGACAUUCGUUUUGAGGAAGCGGGGGCAACCAGAUCAACCAAGAACGAGCAGUAGACGAGACAGAGGGAAGAUGCAGUUGUCGAAGGAAGACAUUACAUUCAUAAGAAAUGGUGUUUGA
Molecule: messenger RNA, 1122 nt
Organism: Fraxinus pennsylvanica
Lineage: Eukaryota; Viridiplantae; Streptophyta; Magnoliopsida; Lamiales; Oleaceae
Source: the annotation of a GenBank genome assembly